Vitis vinifera (wine grape) is the source of this 1038-nucleotide messenger RNA. Its product is annotated as probable carboxylesterase 15. The record is from RefSeq and is a predicted model, not a curated record. Lineage: Eukaryota; Viridiplantae; Streptophyta; Magnoliopsida; Vitales; Vitaceae. Bases 1 to 1038 code for a protein of 345 amino acids. The transcript has a single exon. Gene Ontology annotation, molecular function: hydrolase activity.
AUGGCUUCCAACAACAAGAUUCUGGAGGAGGUGUCCGGGUGGCUCAGAGUUUACCAUGACAAUUCUGUGGACCGGUCCUGGACCGGACCCCCAGAAGUGGAGUUCUUGAUGAAGCCGGUUCCCUCCCACGAAGACUUCAAGGACGGCGUCGCAACUCGCGAUGUUCUAAUCGAUCCAAACACCGGUCUGUAUGUACGGAUUUAUAUCCCGGCCUCGGAAAAUGGUUUCCAUGUUCAGGAUAAGAUGCCCCUCAUCCUCCAUUUUCACGGCGGCGGCUUUUGCAUCAGCCAAGCCGACUGGUACAUGUACUACCACUUCUACGCAUGGCUGGUGCGCUCCGUGCGGGCCGUUUGCGUCUCCGUCUACCUUCGGCUGGCUCCUGAGCAUCGUCUUCCAGCGGCUUGUGAUGACGCCUACGCGGCUUUCCUCUGGCUUCGCGACGUCGCUCGGGGCGAGAUGUCGGAGUCGUGGUUAAACAGUUAUGCUGAUUUUGGGAGAGUGUUUUUUGUGGGGGACAGCACCGGCGGGAAUAUUGUCCACGACUUGGCUGCACGAGUUACUGGGUUGGAGUCAGAGCCGGUGAGGUUAGCCGGAGGGGUGGCGAUACAUCCCGGCUUCCUUCGAGCCGAACCGAGUAAGUCAUUCUUGGAGCUGGCGGAGUCGCCAUUGCUGACGCGUGAUAUGGUAAACAAGUUCAUGGGGCUGGCACUACCAAUCGGAAGUAGCAAAGACCAUCCAAUUACGUGCCCAAUGGGGGCUGAGGCGCCACCACUAGCCGGACUGAAACUGCCACCGAUGCUGGUAGUGGUGGCGGAGAAGGAUUUACUUCGGGACACAGAGCUAGAGUACUGUGAGGCCAUGAAGGAGGCUGGGAAGGAAGUGGAAGUUAUGAUGAAUCCGGGAAUGGGUCAUAGCUUCUACUUUAAUAAGCUGGCGAUCGAGGCUGAUCCAGAGACAAAAGCUCAGGCGGAGCUGCUGAUUGAAACGAUCAAAAGUUUCAUUACUAGGCAAAGAGAUAUAGAGGGUUUGAGUGAUUGA